AUGAUCGAGGCGCUGGCCGACCGUCGGAUCGUGUCAAUGGCCUGCGGCAGCGCCAACACACUGUUCACCGAGGGCCAGGCCCGCUUCGUGCUCCUCCCCACUGCGCUCGCGCUCGGCCUCGCCGAGGAGAUCACAGAGGUGCGGGCGGGCGAGGGACACUGCCUGUUGCUGACGAGAGAGGGCAAGCUGCUCGCCUUCGGCCUGGGCAAGAACGGACGACUUGGACUGGGCGACGAGACCGACCGCCUCACCCCCACCGCCGUCACCUUUCCCAGCGAUGGCACCACAAGCGUGGAAAUAGACAUCGCGUGCGGUGCCAAGCAUGGACUGGCUCUGGUGGACGUGCCGGGCGAGGGUCCGCGCCUCUACGCCUUUGGGAGCGGCGACCAGGGCCAGCUCGCCAACGGUCAUCGGCAGGACCGCGCCAGCCCGACCGCCACCACGACCUCGCUGCCGGCCCUCCUGCACCAGCACAUCGCCCCGGCCGCCAUAUCCGCUGGCAAGGCCCACUCACUCCGACCGUCGUCAACACCGGUAGAAGCCGCUGCUUCAUCACCUACUACGCCGCUGGUCAAGGUGCGAGUCAGUCGCGCCCAUUCGUUCGCUCUAUUUUGGCGUCCUUCUUCUUCCUCUCUGUCGAUUUUCCACCCGUCGCCAUGA
Acanthamoeba castellanii str. Neff is the source of this 660-nucleotide messenger RNA. Its product is annotated as regulator of chromosome condensation (RCC1) repeat domain containing protein. The transcript is spliced from 4 exons. The record is from RefSeq and is a predicted model, not a curated record. Lineage: Eukaryota; Discosea; Longamoebia; Acanthamoebidae. Bases 1 to 660 code for a protein of 219 amino acids.